AAGGGCGAGAUGAAGACCUUCUUCCCCGAGGAGGUGUCCUCCAUGGUUCUGACAAAGAUGAAGGAGACCGCGGAGGCGUACCUGGGCAAGACAAUAACAAACGCCGUCAUUACCGUGCCAGCUUAUUUCAAUGACUCUCAGAGGCGGGCGACAAUGGACGCCGGCACUAUCGCUGGCCUGUGCGUCCUCAUGAUAAUAAACGAGCCUACGGCCGCUGCGAUAGCCUACGGUCUCGAUAAGAAGGGUGUGGGCGAGCAGAACGUCCUGAUCUUCGACUUGGGCGGUGGUACCUUUGACGUGUCGAUUCUGACGAUCGAGGACGGCAUCUUCAAGGUUAAAUCCACCUCCGGCGACACGCAUCUCGGCGGCGAAGACUUCGACAAUCAAAUGGUGACCCACUUCGUGCAGGAAUUCAAGAGGAAGUACAAGAAGGACCUGAGACCCAACAAAAGGGCUCUGAGACGCUUGAGGAUCGCCUGCGAGAGGGCAAAGAGAACGUUGAGCUCGUCAACGCAGGCGAGCAUUGAGAUCGACUUGUUGUUCGAGGGUAUCGACUUCUACACUUCCAUUACUAGGGCUAGGUUCGAAGAACUCUGCGCAGAUAUGUUCAGAAGCACCCUUGAGCCUGUAGAGAAGGCGCUCAGGGACGCGAAGAUGGACAAAGCUCAAGUUCACAGCAUUGUUCUAGUCGGUGGUUCUACUAGGAUACCAAAGAUUCAGAAGUUACUUCAAGAUUUCUUCAACGGCAAGGAACUGAACAAGUCUAUCAAUCCGGACGAGGCUGUUGCCUAUGGCGCGGCAGUUCAGGCGGCAAUUCUGCAUGGAGACAAGUCCGAGGAGGUCCAAGAUCUGCUUUUGCUGGACGUGACUCCGUUGUCGUUGGGUAUCGAGACCGCCGGUGGCGUCAUGACUGCCUUGAUCAAGAGGAAUACAACAAUACCAACGAAACAGACCCAGACGUUCAAGACCGCGGAAGCCUCGCAGCAGCAAGGAAGAUCCGUGGGAGGCCAAGGCACGGGACCGAGCUCGGAUCCCCGGGACGAGAACGCCGAAUUCCAUUUUCUUCCCGGUUUUUUACUUUGGACACAUACAGACUAUUCUAUAGGCUCUUUACUUUCGAGACCUGCUGCCGGUGGCGUCAUGACUGCUGUGAUCAAGAGGAACACAACAAUACCAACGAAACAGACCCAGACGUUCACCACGGACUCCGACAAUCAACCGGGAGUGUUUUUCGAGGUUUACGAAGGAGAGAGAGCGAUGACGAAAGAUAACAACAUUCUCGGCAAAUUCGAGCUGACGGGUAUACCUCCGGCGCCUGGGGGCGUACUGCAAAUCGAAGUCACCUUCGAUGUCGACGCUAAUG
This is a messenger RNA of Temnothorax curvispinosus, 1363 nucleotides long. Its product is annotated as heat shock 70 kDa protein cognate 4-like. The annotation marks the transcript as partial. Gene Ontology annotation, cellular component: cytosol; nucleus; plasma membrane. The record is from RefSeq and is a predicted model, not a curated record. Gene Ontology annotation, molecular function: ATP-dependent protein folding chaperone; misfolded protein binding; ATP binding. Lineage: Eukaryota; Metazoa; Arthropoda; Insecta; Hymenoptera; Formicidae. The transcript has a single exon. Gene Ontology annotation, biological process: protein refolding; vesicle-mediated transport; cellular response to unfolded protein.